AACAAAAUGGCCGCACCAAGUCAGCUGCCUCACGUAGUGAUGUCAUUUGGGGUCACGGUCGUUUACGCAACACGGAUAUAACCAGUAGACGGCGUCUUUCAUCAACGUUGCAUAAAAUAUGGCAUCAAAACUACCGACAGAGGUAGUCUCCCACAUGCUGAGCUUCCUCAGUGUGUCUGACCGCAAGGAGGCAGCUCUGGUCAACACAGCAUGGUACGAGGCAUCCAUGGAUCCAGCUCUACAGAGAGACGUGGUGGUCAAAUCCCUAGCCAGUGAUGUAACUAAUGGCCUAAUAAGGAGAAAACUCACCCACCUUGUUGUGAACCACGUGGACAACUCUACCGCUUCUAUAAAUGAGAUGGUGAAGUCCUUUGAAUACCUCAGUGAAUGCCUGCUGAGCCUGUCUCUCAAGGGCUGCAACAUAACCGAAGGAACAUUCGUGAAGCUUCUUGCGCUGUGCAAGAAUCUGACAGUUCUCGACCUGACUAGCUGCAAUUCUUUGUUUAUGUCAGGCAAUCUCCUGGACCGCAAGUCAGAUGUUUCGGGUCUCAAAGAGUCUCUGCAGCAUGUCAAAAAGUUGAGCUUGGCAUCAAUUAGAUUUCUGUCUGAUGUAAGCUUUAAUAGAAUUCUAUCAGUGUGUCAAAAUGUUGAGGAACUGUCUCUGGCUCAUGCUCAGAUAACUUUCAACAGUGGAACCUACUACCCUCCAGGAAUUAAGGUCGGGACCAACUCUGCUGUUCUCACAUUUCACACAAUCCUGGAUUUUGUUGACAGACAAGGGCCGAAACUCAAAUCACUGAACCUAAGCCGGACCACCAUCGCCAAUUGCCACCUCUCCGAGUUAGCCAGAUGUCAAAACAUUGCUUUAGAGGAACUUAUCCUUGUUGGUUGUAGGGAGAUCACCGACUCUGGCCUUGGUCAGUUUUGUCGCCAACAGAAGAGUCUACAGAAGCUUGACAUCAGCAUUUGCACUGAAAUCACUGAUAGUGGCAUCGCUGCCAUAGCAACCAACCUGACCCAGCUGAGAUCACUGAAGGCCAACAAAUGCAGGCAGAUCACAGACAAUUCUGUUAAACUGUUCAAGUACAUGCCCCUCCUGGAAAGUCUGGAGCUGUCAGAGUGUUACGAGCUGUUCAGCAAGGGAAUGAUUCAGGGGCUGUGUAGUGGGAUACAGAGUAAACUCACCCAUCUCAACCUCAGCUGCUGCUCUACCCUGACUGACUACUUUGUUGUCGAACUCACUAAAGCUGUGCCCAGUUUGGUUCACCUUGACCUUGGCUCUCUGUUCAACAUCACCGACAUCAGUGUCCACGCAAUCGCCAAGAGGCUGAAGUAUCUACGAUUCUUACGUCUUGCUUGGUGUAAGGAGUUAUCAGACAAAGGACUGCUGGGACUUGAUGAACUGGACGACUCAAAAUAUGAGACCCAUGUUCUUGAUGGCCAUAAUGGACAAUGCCGCUGCACUCGCAGACAUUCAGAACAAGGGUCCAACAUUUUCAAGAAACCAUCUGGGAGUGGUGGGAAGGAUAAGAAGAUGUCAGUCGGAGAUCUAGAGGCCAUGGUGAAGAAUGGGGGAGAUCUCUACAGCCUCAGCAACCUGUCUGGUCUCCGAACCUUGGACCUCUCAUCGUGUUCCAAAUUCACAGAUUUUGGUCUUAAAGAAGCAAUAAAAUUCAAGGAACUUAGAAGCUUAUCACUUGGCAUGGUACAUGGGAUGACCAAUGAGAGUAUUUUCGCCAUCGCCCGUAACAAUCCAAGCCUGGAGGAUGUCCACCUGAACCAAUGCAUCAAAAUCACUGAUGCAGCUGUAGAGGCUCUGACAAGUAAAUGUCCCCGAUUGGCCCACCUGGACGUGUCUAGCUGCGACAGACUGACCAAUCACACUCUGUACUAUGUCCAGACCAACUGUCAGCGUCUGCGUCAUCUUGAUGUAUCCUACUGUAGUGGAAUGACCUCCGAGGCUGUGGACAAGCUGGAGGUCAGCAUGACAGGCCUGCAUACAGUGCACAAGAGGCUGGUGGGAGGCACUGGCACACGCUAGCAGGGGAUAUCAGGAACUGACUGCAGCAUGUUCAUUGUCUGAUGAUUGUCUUAUUCCUAAGCUGCGAGAGUUUUUAUGCUUUUGGAUGAUUAUAUUUCAUAUGACAAGAGACUCUGAAAGCAUAUUGUAGUGGUGAUGCAUUGACUGUUCUUAAUUUAUGUGUUGCUGUUUAUGCAACAUCUCUGACACACUUCUCUGUCACACAGGGCUUCGGAUUGAUAUUAGUACUUAUGAGUAGGACAUUGAUAAACUAUUUAGUGCAUCAGAACCAUAUUGUCAAUAAAUCAAGGGUUACUUGUUGUUUUCAAGGGCCAUUGACCCAAGUCACCUGGCACACUAGUCGCAAACAUGAUGAAGAUUUGCUAUUGGACAUUAAUCAAACGUAGCUGUAUAUUAUAGAUUGUUAUAUGAGCAUGAUUUUACAAAACAAGUGUCAGAAUUAUUGUAUUUCCCGAGCAAGUGUGAGGGUAAUACAUGAAUUCCUAAUGGUUUUGUAAAAUCAGUAUGACACACAUGGAAGUGUAUUAAUUUCUUUAUUACACAUUAUAACUUAUUCUUUUUGAGCUCCCCUUUUGAAAAAUGCAAUUAUCAUGACCACUGUAAAAGAAAACCUCAAUUGUCAAGUGACGUCAACAAUCUUCAGCUAUGGCGUCGUGUUUAGUGUGACGUCAUUCCGACCUUACACAAUAUGAUUUGAAUGGUGUCAAUAAUGAUGUCAGGGUAACGUAAACAAAACACUAGUGCUCGUGAAAUGAUAUUUGCACUUGUGCAGAUACCAUUUUUAUGAACUUGUGUUAUUUCUAACCCUUUGGGUAAUAAACUGAUAUAUGAGUUAUGGUAAACAGUGCGACAAUGCCAGUAUAUACACCAACAUACACACUACCACUGUGAUAUAUGGGACUGUUUAGGAAGUAUCAUUGUAUUGUGUGGCAUAUCAGGAACCAAUAGAAAUCCAGUUGUGAGCUUGCGUGAUGUAGCCUCAGCAACUGUGGCAUCAAUGAGUUUUGUUUGUUUGUUUGUUGUUUUACGAGGCAUUCAGCAAUAUUCCAGCUAAUGAUGGUCGUCAGUAAACAAUUGAAUCUGGACCAGACAGUCCUGUUAUUGAUAUAAUGAGCAUCAAUCCACACAAUUAGGUUACGAUGACAUGCCAAGCUUGACCACCCAAUCCUGUGAGUCGCCUCUUAGCAUUGGUUGAUGAAGACCUAUUCUAACCCAGGUCUUCAAGAAAGUUGUGAGGAUGUAUUAAAUGACAGGUGCUUGAAUUGUUUUGUUUCCAAUAUUAUUGAAACGGGAUCGUUUAUCUCAUAUUUGUUAAAGUAGUACUUGAAAUGUGGUGUAUUUUCCUAAGUAAUACAUUGAACGUGUUAAAUUAAUAGAAUUCUUAAAUUUUGCUUGGCUAGAGUUUUAUCAAGUGUCUGGAUCCUGAUUCUAAUUCAUGGUUAUCUAAUCUUCCAGUGAACCAAGUGACAGUUUGUAGGAUGCAUAUUGUGAUACACAAUGACGUGUGAGAAGCAUGAUGUGAUGGUUAUUCAUGAAUAUUUUUUGUUAUUUUGCCGUAUUUACUGUGAUAUAUCUGUAUUUUACCACUGUUUACACCUUGCUGCUGAUGUGAAGAUGAUGGGACAAUUAUGAUGACAUAACGCUGAUGAUGACAAUGACUAUGAUGAAGGGAUGAUGAUGGGACGAUAAUGAUGCCAAGACACUGAUGAUGACGAUGAUGAUAUGAUAUGAUGAUGGGAUGAUAAUAAUGACAAAGCUGAUGAUGACUAUGAUGAGAUGAUGGGAUGAUGAUGGGAUGAUAAUAGUGACAUAACAAUGAUGAUGACUAUGAUGAUGUGAUGAUGAUGGGAAGAUAAUGAUGACAUGACUCUGAUGAUGACGGUGACUGUGAUGAUGUGAUGAUGAUGAAUGAAUACCGGAACCUGACAUGCUAAAUCCAUGAACUUUAGAUGCUGCAUAUUAUGAUGAAUAUAUCUUCAUGUGCUAUUUUAUCCAAGAAUAACAACACUGUGUGAUGCACAGGAACUCGAUGAUAGCGUGUAUAACAUAAUAUAUGCGUAUAGAAAAAAAAUCCCACCCCUCUAUAUACAUAGAGUGAUUCUUUUUCUAUACGCAUAUAUUAUGUUAUACACGCUAUCAUCGAGUUUCUGUGGUGUGAUGCUGUUGUGUAGGGCUGGGACGAUACACCAGCUGUGCGAUCUGAUACAUAUCACAAUACAUGCAUGUGCUCUUAAAUGUGGUGUGUAGGCCAUCUUUUACAUAGGCCAGAUGGUCAAAUACCUGGCACACUAACGAUUUACAGUUGGCAGUGUCAAGUAUGGCACAAUGGCUGAAAAUAUUUAAAUUUUCACCAGUAAAUAGCGUUUGGUGUAACAUUUAUUAAAGAAUACAUUCAAGGAAAGAAUCGAUGCUUUUUACUUAGUGUGCGGCUGUGAUCGAUACUUGUAUUGAGAAUUAAAAAACGUGAUCCACUGAUGCAUCAGAGUAUCGUCCCACUUCUACUGUUGUAGAACUAAGACAAUACACUAGCAUUGUGUGCAUAAUCACAUUUCUUUGUUCACAGAAUGGGAAACAAUAUGUACAGAGAUAAGACUGUGUGUAGCAUAUAUAGUUGAAUAUUUCACUGCAUCGGUGAAUCGUCCCACUUCUACUGUUGUAGAACUAAGACAAUACACUAGCAUAAUGUGCAUAAUCACAUUUCUUUGUUCACAGAAUGGGAAACAAUAUGUACAGAGAUAAGACUGUGUGUAGCAUAUAUAGUUGAAUAUUUCACUGCAUCGGUGAAUCCUGUCACCCUCUAUGUAUUUUUUUACAUAACAAACACUGUGAUCAAUGACUUUUUUAGCCCAUAUGAACAAAGUGGCAGUAUGUUUAUUAUGUAAUGUUUUGAUGCAUCUACAAGAGUCCAGUUCCCGACCUUGCCGAACUACGCUGGAUUUUCCAGGGUCUUUCGUGGCUAUUACGAGUUAGGCCCCUUCUAUGUCCCUCCUAUUGACCAAUCAGAUUCCAUCACUCAUAUCACUUGCAUUUACUUCAAACAAAAUGGCGGCUCCCAAUCAAAACGAUCUGAUCGAUAAUCAAAAUCUGUAUUGAAAUAAAACAGGUCUCACUUGAGCACCUUGAUUGAAAACGUGAAAAGAUUCUCAAAAUAUUUGUCUACGUCCAGUUGACAGUACACAUGCUUUGCAAAUCCUGCAGUUGACCGAAAUCUGCACGUUGAAAUCCAUGUAGUUUGUUUGGCGAUUUUGAUUGGACUAUGCACAGACUCGUUAGUCCAGCCAAAAUUUAACUCCGGAAUACCAGCCUAGUUCGGCAAGGGUGGGAACUGGACUUUUAUAGUCAGUUAAUGCCCUUGACUCGGGAAGAUGGUUUUGAUGUUGUGGAGUCAUUACCUGCAUAAUCCAAGUAUGGUGUCAGUUGGUUCUAGGGGGCCCAGUUGUGUUGCCCAGUGCAAUGUGUUGUGCAGAGUUCCAAUUCCAUCAGACAAGCUCAAUCCUACGAUUGUCGACCCAGAUUUGUUCUAUGGGUAUUGUCACGUUGGCCUUUCCUCUCACAUAAAGCUCACAUGUUGUGAUGUAACAGACUUAAGCUAUGUCAAAAAAAAUCCCAGUAAAUCGUUCAUUUAUUCUUUCAUAAUAUCACACUAAUCUCUGUUCUUAUAUUUGUUGAAGGUUAACAAGACAUUUUGGAUACUGACUUUUCCAGUAGUCUAUCACACCAUCAACUGUGUCUUGUAAUGUUUCAAUCUUAGGUUGUUAUUGUGAUUUGACACCUCUGAUUAACUUGUUUAAAUCAAAUACAUUCCAAAUUCCAAAUCGUGACUGAUGUCCCCAGCUGUAACCCAUCAAUGACCUCAAGAGCAUCCAGUCAGUAACAUCUGGGCAUGGUGGUAGUCAGAUUUGAUGUGCUUGAAUGUGAAAACUUGUUUGAGAAAAUACUUGAACACUUUAAAUUGGCAUAAUUGUUGUUCUAAUUAUAUUAAUUUCAUAUUAAUCCAAUUUACUACAAAUUAUAUUAGAUUAGGUAUAUUUACAUUAUUGGAAUGAGAUUUGCUCUCUGUGUAUUAGUCUUUGUCUCGGAGAUAGAUUACCGGUAUUGCCACGACCUCCUUGACUGUGGUACAUCUUAGAUGGUGACACAGUAUAAAUGUAUAUAACUGUUUUAUUGUAUGUACACAUGUAUAUAUCUGUCGGGCUUUGUUCAAGAUGCUAUGUAAAUAUAACAGUUGUUAAGGAGAUAGUGGUUUUAUACACUAAAGUCUUGUCAAUGUGGUGUUACAACCUGCACUGAAACAUCGCUAAUAGUAAUAAAGAAGUUGUUCAUU
Molecule: messenger RNA, 6365 nt
Organism: Haliotis rufescens (red abalone)
Lineage: Eukaryota; Metazoa; Mollusca; Gastropoda; Lepetellida; Haliotidae
Product: F-box/LRR-repeat protein 2-like
Exons: 2
Coding region: 119-2041 (640 amino acids)
Biological process (GO): SCF-dependent proteasomal ubiquitin-dependent protein catabolic process
Cellular component (GO): SCF ubiquitin ligase complex
Molecular function (GO): protein binding
Source: RefSeq, a predicted model, not a curated record